Messenger RNA from Enterospora canceri, 384 nucleotides. Lineage: Eukaryota; Fungi; Microsporidia; Enterocytozoonidae. The record is from the annotation of a GenBank genome assembly.
AUGAAUAAAAGUAAGAAAAUUGAGGAUAAAGGAAGCAAAAAAUCGCAUCUAGAGGCAUCUUUGAUGAAGAUGUUCAUCUUUGGAGUGGCUUUGUUUAUUCUCCAGAUGCUCGAACUAGGAUUCAUCUUCAACGGCCUUGCACUAAUAUUUGAUGUCCUGACAACUUAUCUGCAUUAUGUGCUGUACAGAGAUGAUCCAAAGAAGCCAAAUGAGCUCUUCCUGGCGUGGAUCCUGGGUGAUUUCAUCAAAAUAUACUUCAAUAUUUUUGUGUACAGAUCACCACUACUAUACACCUGUGCAAUACUGAGCCAGUUGGUUUUUGAUGUGCUCACUGUUCUAUCUGCACCAACUCCCAAAAUAGAUGUCAGCUACCUUGAAUAUUGA